Paramuricea clavata is the source of this 1636-nucleotide messenger RNA. The record is from the annotation of a GenBank genome assembly. Lineage: Eukaryota; Metazoa; Cnidaria; Anthozoa; Malacalcyonacea; Plexauridae.
AUGGGAUCCAAGUGUUCAAUCCUGAACGAUACAGAACACGACGUAUGGAUCACACAUGGAAUAAACUGGACAGUAUUGAUCGCGAGUGUGGGUGCCGUGGUCGGUGUGCUCACUGCAGGAAUCGGGAUUGCAGCGUUGGGCGCAACCGUUGGCGCAGGGGGAGCUCUUGCCGGCGGUGGGGCACUGAUUAUGGCGGAGGAAGGUCUCAUUAUGGGCGUAACUGCAACUACAGUAGCUGGAUUGACCGCAGCCCAAUGGUCUUUAGCAGGAGUUGUCACGGCUCUCUCGAGUACGGCUCUUGCUCAAGCUCUGAAUAUCAGCAGAGACGAGGCAGAAAAACUUCAGCAGAGUGUCAAAGACUUUCAGGUAAUCAUUUUUUUUGCACAUGACGUCACAGGGUGCCAUCAUGGUUGAUUCGAAAAUCUACCAAGUUUAAGUCUGAUUUCCAUAUGGUCGUAACGGUCGUAAAGAUUGAGUCACGAUCAUUCUCAUCAGCCGAAAUACAACAUUUUAGAACCGAAAAUACGCGGAGUGAUUACAACUGGAGAAUACUUAAGAUUUAAUAAGUAUUCUCUAGUUAUAAUCACUCCGCGUAUUUUCAGUUCUAAAAUGUUCCCUAUUUCGGCUGAUGAGAAAGAUCGUAACUCAAUCUUUACAACCGCGAGCAAAUAAAGGCGACAAUGUUAAAACAUACACGCCAAAACGGAGUGAUUUUUGCUCUACAUACACGCCAAAACGGAGUGAUAUCACCUCCAAAGCGGAGUGAUUUUUGCUCCGCGUCGCGUACCGGAUUACUGUAAGUACAAUCAAAAUAGAAAAUAGGUCAGAAAAAAAUUAGUAAAAAGCCAAAAAAUUAGCGUAUGCACACUCUUAAGCAACCUUGAUAACAUACUAAAAGUCCUCAUGUAUCCUCUUGGAUCUUUGGAGAUUAUGACAAGUUUUUUGUUCGAUUUCCCUGGUGAACUCCUAUAUUGUUAAAAAAGUGAAAUUUCAGAUUCAUUUAUAGGAAAAAUAAGUUACAUCAUUAGAAAACUUACAAAAAACUACAUAUAAGACAUUUAAACGGCUACCUUGAUUUUGCAAGUUCUUCUUGAGUUAUGAGCUGUUGGAAACGUGUUGUCAGACUAGUACCCAGGAUUUUUGCCAGAUUUUAUUUGUCACAUUUGGAACAGCAAUAACUCGAAAACCGCUUGAAAAAUUUAGGUGACUGUUUAAAUGUCUUAUAUGUAGUUUUUAUGAGCUUUCUAGUGAUGCGAGUCAUUUUUGUUAUUAGUGAACUUGAAAUUACUAACAAAGCUAAAAUUACUGAACUAUGUGGCGUAGUGUAAACAGCAACCGAAUCCGGUAUGAAAACUCUAAAUUUCCAUCUACAAAACCCUUAUAAUAUUAAUAUUAACGUUAUUUUAUUUCGCAGGCCUCGGCGGAGUUGAUCAAGCCUGGCGAUAAGUACACAUGGUCUGGUUCUCUAUCUCUCACGAUGAAGGUGUAUGUCAUGAACGAUAAAUUACAAUGUGAUCAGAGAGGAUGUUUCACUGGCCCCACAGCAGGCUCUGAAAACGUCUAUCUAAUAUCUGAAUAUUUUAAAAAUUUAGAUGUCGAGAAAAGACCCGAAGACACACUUACGGUUUAUUCUUGA